CUUGAAAAACAGAAAAUGCUUAAAUAUAAAUCUCUACAAAAACAUUUAUUAGUAUUUAAAUAUGUAAAUAUGAUUUGAUAUACCGACUAAUUUGAAAAAUUUCUUAAUAGAAAUUAAAGAAACCAUAAAAUUCACAAGAUGUUUACUUCACUUCCAAAACGUUUGGCCGCAUUUGAUUUUGAUUAUACAAUUGUUGAUGAUAAUACAGAUACUGUAAUCCGUGGAUUAUUACCCGCAUCCGAAGUAGUAAAAUAUUCCUGUACAGAUUUUAAAUGCUGGACAUAUUAUAUGCAAGAUAUUUUCAAUAAAUUAUACCAAAGAAAUGUCAGUGACUUAGAUAUUACAAAUGAAAUUAUUAAAAUUCAACCCGUAUCGGGUAUGAAAACAUUGAUAAAAAAAUUAAAAGACGAACUUAAUUUUGAUAUAAUUAUAAUUAGUGACUCUAAUACACUAUUCAUUGAUAAAUGGCUAAGUAGUGUAGGUUUAAAGGAUUACAUUUUACAAGUAUUCUCAAAUCCUGCACAAUUUGUUGACCAACAGUUACAAAUUCAACCAUAUCAUGAACAAACUGAUUGUAAAUUAAGUCCGUAUAAUAUGUGUAAAUAUCGUAUAUUAGAUGAAUUUCUACAAUCACAAAAGCAGAAUAAUGUUAAUUACAGUGCAAUAUAUUACUUUGGUGAUGGCUCAAAUGAUUUCUGUCCAAUAUCACAGUUAUCAACGAAUGAUAUAGGAUGUGUACGCUUUGGUUAUAAGUGUUUAGAUAUGUUGCAAAAAUGUAUUUUAAAACAACCUCCCAAGAAUGUUUUAGAGAAUCAUAUUCGAUCGGAAAUAUUUAUAUGGCAUGAUGGACAUGACUUGUUGAAGUUUAUCAGUGCAAAAGUGAAAUAAAAUCACUAUUUAUGUAACAGUUAAUUAUUUUUUUAUUUUCUACCUCAUUUUUAUACUUGUCAUUGAGAUUAAAAUUUUGUAUUAUUAAAUAUUUGACAAUAAAUCCUAAAAUUA
Chrysoperla carnea is the source of this 1002-nucleotide messenger RNA. Its product is annotated as probable phosphatase phospho2. Bases 139 to 888 code for a protein of 249 amino acids. The transcript has 2 exons. NCBI's taxonomy places the organism in Eukaryota, Metazoa, Arthropoda, Insecta, Neuroptera, Chrysopidae. Gene Ontology annotation, molecular function: phosphatase activity. The record is from RefSeq and is a predicted model, not a curated record.